AUGAAGUUUUUCCGAGAAGAAUUUCAGAUCUGUAAUACAAAUUUCGCAAUACUUCUGAUUCACUCAACGUUAUUUCAUUCUCAUAAUAUUCAAGUCCUUCUUAUGUCUGAACAAAUUAUUCUUACUGCAUACUCACCAACUGAUCACAGUCUUUUUCCACUGCCAACCGCAAAUAACAGGGUAGUUGGUGACGGAACUUAUGCAACCCAGGCUGUUUAA
Messenger RNA from Funneliformis mosseae, 219 nucleotides. The record is from the annotation of a GenBank genome assembly. Lineage: Eukaryota; Fungi; Glomeromycota; Glomeromycetes; Glomerales; Glomeraceae.